AUAUGUAGAUAACUCUGACUAAACGGCUUAUUCAUUCAGACCUAUAUGAGCAUAGCUAGUUAGCCAUGUCAAGGUUUCCUUGUUGUGAUUUAGCUUCAAGGUUAACAUGGCUUAACGUUAGUUCAACACUAGCCUCACUGGUAACCAUGCAUACAAGACAUAAUGUGGGAGACUAACCAUUACGUAAUCUCCUUAUACAUGCGUGACAACUUUCCACUGGUUUUCCUAGCGUGUACGACUGUUGUCAUGUUUCUGAGACGGAGUUAAACGUGGAUGUAAGGUUACAUAUAAAACAGAGAACAACUGAUGCGACUGCUGUGGAGAUGUUGAAUGGCUAAACUGCGCAAGCCAUGUCCCUAAGCUCCCUGCUGCGCUGUACUUCAAUAAGAUUUGAGAGCAAGCUCAUUGCCACACACUUUGUGCUGCAGAGAGCCUUGUCUGGAGCUGAUGCAAUCAACGCCCUAAGACCAUUUUACUUUGCAGUCCAUCCCGACUUCUUUGGCCAGUACCCCAGGGAGCGGGAAGUAAAUGAAAAUUCGUUGAAGAGGUUGAAUGGCUAUUUGGAGAACCUUCAGAAGCCUGGGAGAAAAUCAUCCCCGCCAACAAAGCUCACCUUCUACGUUAGGGGAACACAAGAUAACGGUGACAAUCAGCAAGACAUUCUCCCCCCUGGAUUCCGCACAGUGAGCUUCACCCUGCAAACCAAGGAUGUGUUGAGCACAGUGACUGACAUCCUCAAGUCAUGCAGUCUGCCCGUGGAGCACAUGAAGGGGAUCAAAGCCAGCACGGAGAAGCCAAAGGGACCACCAAAGGCUGGGACACCGUUCGACAGACCGAUCAAGUGGGACAAGACCUACUACACAUUCACUGGCUACAGGGACCCUGAGCAGGAGCUGGAGCAGGCCAAGCGAGUGGAGCCUACACUCAGCUUGUGGUUGAGUAAAAAUGAGCCAAAAGCAACCAAGAAGCACAUUGCAAGUCUACCUCGAAGGAAUGAGCUCAACAGGCUGAAGACAGAACUGUGCCACAAGUUUUCCCUGGCUGACAUUCGGUGGCAGCGCAGCUGGGGAAUCACCCACAGAUGCUGUCAGCUCCAGAGUCUCAGUCGUCUGUCUCUGCAGAACCCUGAAGCCUUGCACUGCCUGCAGGGACAUACCAUUGUAUUCACUGACCAAUCGGGAAUGAACGCUUCAGGACACGUCAUGCUGGGAUCGAUGGACGUCCACCAGCAGUGGAUCAAACUCAUGGAGAGGGUGGUCAGCUACCGCAGCCUGCAGCAGCACUCCGAGGAGCUGAAGGAGAGGAUCAGCCUGCUGCUGGGGGGCUCCCAGAUCAUCCACGUGGAGAGGCUGGGGCCAGUGCAGCCCAUCCACACGCACUACCAGGCCCUCAGCACCUUCCACAAGAGCCUCGUGUCCCACCGCCUCCGCCUGCACCCCCGCAGCCUCCAGGGCCUCAGCAUGACGCUGGAGAAUGACCGGUGCACACCUAGUCUCCAUGAGAUGGGCCACUUCAUCCUCCCCACAAACUGUGACCCUCCAAAGCUGCAGGUCUUCCUGCAGAGACACGCGCCGGAGGCACGAGAGCGCAUCCAACGCAAGAUGCAGCUACAAAGGGAGGAGGACGCGGCUGUUCGAGAGUGUCUCCAGGGCCUGUCCCUGGGGGGCCUCUCCAAGGACCCCAGCGUGAGCUCCAGCCAGAUGCUCACCUGCUGCCGACGGCUUCUGGAGCAGCGGCUGCCCCUGACGCAGGGGCUGGUGGUCUGCGUCUCGCACUUCUACUCUGUCAUGCAGGACGGAGACCUGUGCAUCCCCUGGGAUUGGAAGGGUUGACACGAGGCAGACAGAAGGAAGACACACACACACACCUAAAGACCUGCAGACACACCCUCCGUGUCUUUGUAUUUUCUUGUUUAUUUUCCACACUGGAAAAAUGUGAUGAAUUGUACUAUUCAAACAUAUUUAUAGAUAGUGAUUCCAAUACUGUUUGGUCUAAAGGAGUUCAAACUGGGGAUUAGUAUAUGAUGGGCUUGUCCGAGGAGUGGUGCUCCAAGACUUCCUUGUAAAAGUUUCGAAAGUAUUUUUAUUAUUGAGCUUAGUCAGCUAUGUAUGCUGCCAGCAAAAUUCAAUAUUAUAAAUACCCAUGGAACAUUGAAAAGAUUUAAAUAUGAUCAAAGAAAGGCAUUGAUAUAUUUUCAUGUAAUGUCAGGAAAUUGUUGAACCGCAACAUAAUUACUCUAAUAAAUAAUCUUGUUAGAAAUCGUGUGUGCUAAAAUCACAGCAUACCAAAAAGGUAAAAUGCAAGUUUAGUUAUCAGUAUUUGAAAUGACUCAAGGGAGCACAUUCAUUUUGGAAAGCAGUUACACAAUUUAAUAUUUCUAACACUAAGCAUUCUUAAUAAACUUAAUGUGCGGUUCUACAAUUACUUUUGAAUUGGGGGUGUUGCUAGAAUUAUUUCAUCUUACUUGUACCGGAUACUGGAAAAGGUAGUUUGCUUUUGGAAAUGAAAACAGAAAUACCCUUAAUGAUAGACAAGCUGUCUUGUUACUUUUGGCUUGGAAAAUCUGCUCCUCAAGCCAUAGCCAGUCCAUUUUGUUUAUUCUGAGCACUAAAAUGAUUUUAUACACGUUUUAAUGAGCAAAAAAAAAAAAACUCCAAACAGAAAAAAUCAAACAUUAUGUAGAAGGGUGUUUCAGUUAAACUU
Gadus macrocephalus (Pacific cod) is the source of this 2703-nucleotide messenger RNA. It is a transcript of the gene tcaim, whose product is annotated as T cell activation inhibitor, mitochondrial. The transcript is spliced from 11 exons. NCBI's taxonomy places the organism in Eukaryota, Metazoa, Chordata, Actinopteri, Gadiformes, Gadidae. Bases 351 to 1832 code for a protein of 493 amino acids. Gene Ontology annotation, cellular component: mitochondrion. The record is from RefSeq and is a predicted model, not a curated record.